Messenger RNA from Triticum dicoccoides, 866 nucleotides. RefSeq lists its product as uncharacterized. The coding region runs from base 234 to 866 and encodes 210 amino acids. The record is from RefSeq and is a predicted model, not a curated record. Gene Ontology annotation, molecular function: ADP binding. The transcript has 4 exons. Lineage: Eukaryota; Viridiplantae; Streptophyta; Magnoliopsida; Poales; Poaceae.
AUUUCCCAUACCUUGCUAUCUGAAGCAUAACUCUGCUCUCUGCAUGCAACUUUCAGUUUCCUCACCCACGCUCUAGUUUACUGCUCGUGUGGUGUACCUAGGCUUGUUACAAUGCAGCAGUUAAUCAAGGAAAGGAAGGGAAUUAGAUCCUAAGAUUGCUGCAGAUUGACCCAUGGGUUAGAGCUUCGAACCAUAUAUAGCUCCUGGGAUUUGAAGGAUUAAAUUGAUUCACCAUGCAUGUACUGGAGCACAUCAGGAUCCAGGCAAAAAACAUCGAUGCUGCAGCAGAAAAGAUAAUUGGUGUUUUAGAGGAUACAAGCAAAGGAAACAUUAUCUACAUCCAUGGAUGGUCUGGAUUUGGAGCAUCAGUGGCACUCAAGGUAGUUGCCCAACACCUGAAGUCAUCAAAAUCAAAGUUUGACAAGGUUAUCCAUGUGGAUUGCUCUGUAUGGCAAAGCAUGAGGGCCCAGCAAAAGGCAGUAGCGGAGGAGCUGGAGCUUCCGCAGUCUGUGUUGGCCAUCUGUGUGCGCCCUGGCGGCAUUCGUGCGCCGGCCGGAAAACCUUGUGUCCAUUGUUCUUCUUCUUCCACCUUCGUUCGAGUGAGAGGAGAGGUAGCUAGAGGGUUUCGGUUCCAACAGCUGGAGCUUCCGCAGUCUGUGAUGGCCAUCUUUGAUCUGUGCGACGAGGACGACGAUUUCAAUGGGAUUAAACAAGGGUCCAGAGGGGUGAUAGCAGAUGUCGGAAGGGAAAUAUGCACAAAGCUUCUUAACAGCAGAUUUGCGGUGGUUUUUCACAAUGGGAGCAGGAGAUACAUUGAUUUGUACGAGUGUGCAGCAAAACGAGCACAUUUCAGCAACAUAGCUUGA